AAAUUUUUUUCUGAAUAUGCACCUUGAAAAUUUAAUUCCCAUUUAUCGGUUUUUUUUAAUUAUUAUUCAAUACAAAAUAUAUAUACAUGUGUAAUCCAGAAUUUUGAAAUAUAAAAAUCUAUGCACAUUAAAUUAAACUAAACAUGGCGUCUAUUUUUUUGUAUUACCAAAUGAAGUGCCAACAACCAAUAGAUGUAUAUACAUGUACAUAUAUAUACAGUAUCACAUACUUACGUACCUACGUGGAUGUACAUAUAUAUAUAAGUAGAUAUAUAAAACGUAAAUUAAACGAACAUAGGAAGCGAAUGUAAUCGUUCUCCGAUUGUGGUAUGCUUACGCAAUUAUAGAUGUGUGCCCUUUAUUGUAUCCAUUAAAUAUAUUUUUCUAAUUUAGUAAAAUUAAUUUUAUAUUAAAAUUCUUCUAUCAGAACUAAAUGUCUUCACUGAAGAUACUUCACUUAAUAAUGGAUUAGACUAAAAUGUCAAUAGGACAGUAACAUGACACAUAUUGUCAAUUUGAAAAUUUUCGACAUUAUUCUCACUUUGAACGUAGAAACUUCAUGGAAUAUUUCAACUUUAGUAAAUUUGAUAUUAUGUAAAUAACUCCCGUCAGAAGCGAAGACUUCAUUUUUUCAAAAUGGAUUUUUCUGGGUGGCGAAUAAAUAAUCGUAUUUUUUGUUUUAUAAAAGUUUCAACAUUUCAUAUAUUUCUACUUAUCUACAUGUACUGAGCUUAGGAUUUAUCCUUAAAUAUACCAAUACGUGCAUAUUGCAAAUGAACUGCUGCAUACAAUAUAUGUACAUAUCAAAGUCAGCUACCUAUCUACGUCUAGUUGUAAUAGAAAAAUAAAUAAGUAUAUAAAAUGAAGAAGAUGGUUCGGAACACGAUGGUAUUAUUCAAGAAGAUAACUUGACAAAAAUGGAGUAUGACCCUGAUAUGACAAUCAAAGAGGACAUUGAUAUGACUCUUGAUGGCACUAUUCGAAAACGAAGGGGAAAUUUACCCAAACACUCAGUUAAAAUAUUAAAAAGGUGGUUGUAUGAGCAUAGAUAUAAUGCUUACCCCAGUGAUGCAGAAAAGCUUACUUUAUCUCAAGAAGCAAAUUUAACAGUACUUCAAGUCUGCAAUUGGUUUAUCAAUGCCAGACGUAGAAUUUUACCAGAGAUGAUCAGACGAGAAGGCAAUGAUCCCUUGCAUUAUACUAUAUCAAGAAGAGGCAAAAAGUUGAAUUCCCAAAACAACAGUUUGAACGCGUCAAAUGUACCAAAUCCAAUAACAGGCAGUCCAGCUUCGGAAGUUAUUGUUGGAGCUACAGAAGAAGUUGAAAAUGAAGAAGUACAUGAUGGAGUUGCAAAUGUCUUAACAGCUUUGGGACAUCAUUUUGUGCAAACGCCCGGUGGUCAAGUUGUAAAAGUUGAACCAGAUAUUGAAUAUGAAGAUACAGUUAUUUAUCGAUCUGAAGAUGAUAACAGCGUUCACGAGUACGAAUCCUGUUCAGCGGGAGAAGAUGAUGGUUCUAAAUAUGAUAAUUCUAACGCAUGGCAAGGUGUAAUUAGCACUGAAGAAGUAACAACAAGUCCAUCUAAUACAACGUAUUGGAGUGCGCCACAUCCUUUAUCACAUUUACAACAAAUUCCUAAUAGUAAUUCUCCAAAUGCCAUCGUUAGUGGUAAUACAGUAACAAUUGAUGGAACAGAAACUGUUGAAAUAGCAGCAGCAACAGUUGGAGCUGAAGCAACAGUUGUUACGUCAUCGCCGGUUAUAUCUGGGAAUAACGUUAGCAGUAAUAUUAACAAUAAUGAUAUAAAUGUCGCUAACAAUAAUCAUUUAUUAACAAAUAUCCAUGCAUUAAUGGGGCAUCAAGGUGGUCACAUUGUGAAAGGUCUUAUUCGUGAUGAAAAAGAUAAAUUUAAAUGUCUAUACCUUUUGGUGGAAACUGCUGUAGCUGUACGUCAACGGGAAAAAGAGCAAGAAGAUGUACAUGUUGUUGGGAAUUGAAAUACGAUAUAAUUAUUUAUUCUUGUAUGUGAAAUAAUAAAUAACAAAUUCAAUUUCUUUAUUAGUUAGUAUUAAAAAUUACAAAUUUAAAAAUAUUCACUGAUUAAAUUUUUCAUUAAUUUAGUUUUAUUUAAUAAUAAAAUUUAUUUUAAAUUACAAAAAAACUUUGAAUUUUUUAUAUAAUUUUCAAUUAAGAUUUUUAACGUAAUCUUAAAUAAAAAAGAAUUAAACAAAGUUAUUGCUUAAAAGUCGACUCAUUAGUAACUUUGUGUUUUAAAUUAUUGUUUGAAUUUAUUAUAAAUUUAUUUAAAAUAAUCACAUAAUACGCUUUGGUAAACUAAUAAUUUGUAACGUAAUUGUAUAAAAAUUUAUAAAAAUUUGUGUUUUAAUAACUGUAUCAUAAAAGCGUUUAUUUCUGGAUUUCGAUUUAAAAAUUUGUCGAAUACUACAUUAUUGUGUUGUUCAGCACAAUGGCGAAAAUGAUUGAAUUAUGCCAUUAUAGAGUGUUAAAUGUGAUUUGUAUAUCAUGUUACUUUAUAUACUAAUCUUAAAUUUUGAGAAAUUCAAAUUUGCAAAUAAAAUCAUAGCCCAAGUUAUUAAAUUAGUUAAAAUAAUAUUAUGAAAAUUUAAAAAAAAAUAUUUCUACACCAUAACAAACUUAUUUAGAAAUUUUAGUUAAAAUAUAUCAAAGAAAAUCAAAUAUUAAUUUGUAUAUUAUAAACAUAGCAUAGUAAACAUAGCAAUGUUCUUUUACAAGAAAUAUUGACUUGUUUAAAAAGAAAAUAUAAUAAAAUAGUUAUAAUCCUUUUUAUAACUUUAACAUUAUCUAGGAUAAAUAUCUAAAUUCGGGAAAAAAUUGAAAUAAAUCUUUUUUC
Messenger RNA from Condylostylus longicornis, 2872 nucleotides. RefSeq lists its product as uncharacterized. Gene Ontology annotation, biological process: regulation of transcription by RNA polymerase II. NCBI's taxonomy places the organism in Eukaryota, Metazoa, Arthropoda, Insecta, Diptera, Dolichopodidae. The record is from RefSeq and is a predicted model, not a curated record. The coding region runs from base 918 to 1997 and encodes 359 amino acids. The transcript is spliced from 8 exons. Gene Ontology annotation, molecular function: RNA polymerase II cis-regulatory region sequence-specific DNA binding; DNA-binding transcription factor activity, RNA polymerase II-specific.